AUGCAACGUGAAUUGAUAAAACAUUUGAUUAAUCGCAUUGCCAAACCUUCACUAAAAGCAUUCAUAUAUGCUUACUUAUAUAUUGUACUCCCAAGGAUAUUUGGACAACUAAUAAGUGCUAUCAAAAGAAAGAGAUUGAUUCUUUCAAGAUUUACUAAACCCAUCAUUAGGGCAUUCCAUCCGAGGAAAUUCCCCAUGUUUUCGGCAUGUUUGGUCGCUUUAAUUAAUAUUCUUGAACCUAUUAUAUUUGGAGCUUUAAAAAGACAUGGAUUGACUAAAAGAACAAAGACCAAUUUAUUCGUAUCCACUUUAAUCUCAUCAUUGAUUUCUGCCAUGAUAACAUUUCCAAUUUAUCAGAAUCAUGUCCUCGGAUACGGAAGAUAUAAUUCCUUGGAUUUAACUUUAUUGGUAGCAACCAGAGCAAUUGAUACUACAUUUUCAUCAACAUUAGCUAAGAUUGCACCUAGUAGCGUGACACCUUACGGAGAUGCUGGGUUAUUUAUUGCCAGUUGUUUCUUUAUUAUGUAUAAUUGGUUUUAUCAUCCCGAAAAAUUGCCGCCAUCCUAUCAGCAAUGGAUAACAUCAGCUGCAAAUAUGGAUGAUGAAUUACGUCAAAUUCUUCGACUUGUGAAAACUAAAGAAAUCGUAUACGGUGAACAUGGUCCCAUGGAAGAUUUCUUAGUACCAUAUUUUGAAAAAUAUGGUCAGGAUCCAAAGGGUGCAAGUACAUAUCUGAACACUCCAAUCUCUUGUGAAUCUGUACAUGCUUUCAAAACAAAAAGCUGUGAACUUCAUGCUUUAUGGAGAUUUUAUAGGGGGUUUAAAUUUGCAUUUACAGUAUAUGCACCAUUGAAUUUACUUAUGCUAGUAUUUCCACUGAAACUUAAAAGAAGUACUAGAAUUAUCAGAGCUCUUCGAAUGGCAAUAAGAUCAUCUUGCUUUUUAGGUGCAUUUAUUGGUUUCUACUGGUAUGCAGUCUGUUUGGCAAGAACUAGACUCUUCCCUAAGCUUUUCCCCAAAAUACCAAGAACAAAGUUUGACGACACAAUUGGACCUUCAUUUGGUGCGUUAAUGUGUGGACUUUCAUCAUUUAUCGAAACUCCUCAUAGAAGAAAGGAAUUAGCUCUUUUUGUUGCCCCAAGAGCUCUUGGAACGUUAGUUAAUUUGGAACCCACCAAGGAGAAUUUGAAAAUCGAAUCGAUUGCUUUUUCAAUUGGAUUGGCUAUUCUUGUAGCAUUUUCUAAGAAUAGUCCUACAACUGUCAGAGGUAUCUUUGGAAAAGGUCUCAAACAAGUAUUUAAUAUUGAUUACUAUGUAUAA
Hemisphaericaspora subhashii is the source of this 1320-nucleotide messenger RNA. RefSeq lists its product as uncharacterized. The coding region runs from base 1 to 1320 and encodes 439 amino acids. The record is from RefSeq and is a predicted model, not a curated record. Lineage: Eukaryota; Fungi; Ascomycota; Pichiomycetes; Serinales; Debaryomycetaceae. The transcript has a single exon.